This is a messenger RNA of Vigna angularis (adzuki bean), 393 nucleotides long. RefSeq lists its product as uncharacterized. Lineage: Eukaryota; Viridiplantae; Streptophyta; Magnoliopsida; Fabales; Fabaceae. The transcript has 2 exons. The coding region runs from base 32 to 370 and encodes 112 amino acids. The record is from RefSeq and is a predicted model, not a curated record.
UGGCUGUGAAUCAAAAGCAUAGAAGAGAGCCAUGUGGGAGACCAGCCAGAGGAAGGGCACCCUUCCUUCCAUUUCCAACCGUUCAAAGAGCACCCAAGGGAAGCAGCACCAACUUCAGAAGUGCAGAGAGGAGGAUUUGGGUUGGACAUCUUGUGAGAGUGAAGCUGUUGCAGUAAGAUCUGGGAGAGGAGGGGGAGAACUACUGAAGUUUCAAGGAGAUCUUGAUCUGCACGUCUGGAAGGAGAUAGAUCCCAAAUUUACAUGGAAGUCUUCAAGAGUUGAAGGAUUGUCACGUGAUCUUGUACAAGUGGAGGAAGAGAUGGAAGAUCGAAUUAGAAGGAUUCAAUGUUAUCUUUGCAGUUGCGUCUGAGCUUAAAACUGAUGUAUAGAUUU